Molecule: messenger RNA, 3145 nt
Organism: Gaeumannomyces tritici R3-111a-1
Lineage: Eukaryota; Fungi; Ascomycota; Sordariomycetes; Magnaporthales; Magnaporthaceae
Exons: 2
Coding region: 164-3106 (980 amino acids)
Biological process (GO): meiotic cell cycle; mitotic cell cycle; spindle assembly
Cellular component (GO): gamma-tubulin complex; centrosome; equatorial microtubule organizing center
Molecular function (GO): microtubule minus-end binding; gamma-tubulin binding
Source: RefSeq, a predicted model, not a curated record
GCGUCUGGUCCCGGCCCGGCCCAACAAGAAGUGCCAACCCCGAAUCAUCGGUCCGCAGCAACGGCACCCAGCCCCGGCGCUCUUCAACUGCUCCGGCCAACAUGCCGACGGGCUUUCCUUGGCGACAGCCACAUACCCAACUUUUCCUUGUCCCCUCUCUGCAAUGGCCCAUCACGAGCAGCCCGCAGAUGUGUUUGCCAUUCCAGAAUUCUGGAGCGCGCCAAAAUGGCUGCAGGCUGACGUUCCUGAGCGGGGCGUGGGUGGCUUUUUUGAUAUGGACAUCGACGCAGACUGUCAUCGAACCCCAGCUUGUGUUCCCCUCCAGUUAAACGGCAUCAUCUCGCCCUUCGUCAAUGAUGAUCACGUGGCUCCUCCUUCUGCUCCCGUUUCCCCUGUCUGCGAUGUUGAUGUCGAGGCGGCCGAUAAGCCAGCGCCGGUACCAACACCAGCACAUACACUUUCGCCGGCUCCUGGUGACCAAGACCCUUGGCUUUCCAUCGAUACACCAGUCACCUCCGCCACGCUGAGGACUUGGGAGGAGUUCCUACCAGAGCCUGGUUCUUCGCCCCUGCUGAACGCGAACCCAGCGUUUAUCACUGAGGCCGGCCCCGUUGCGUUUGACCGACUGCUAGCGAGCGGUGGUAUCCCCUCCCGUAUCCGUCCUGGCCAAGACACCAUGUACUUGGAUCCAGGCCAGUUCAUAAACUGCCUCCUGAGCCUGGCGUUUGGCCGGGGCUCCCUUCUAUUCUCUUGGGAUCCCGCCAAGCGAUCCUUUCGCCAGACGACACAGACCGCCCUACUCUCCGGUUACUCUGCCGAGACUCUGCAGGGUAUCACGUCCAUCUGUAUGGACUGCGGGAACAACGCCCGUUUUCUCCGCAGUUUUGUCGAGAAGACAUAUGCGGCCCACGCUAGCCCUUGCCGCGUAGCACUAGCCACCGCUGUCGACCAGAUCAUGUGCUCCGUUCAGUCAGGCCUUCUCGCCAAAGGUCAACUAGCCAGGUCUCUGAUCCAGCUGCAGGGCCUCGUCCGUCCGUUGCAGUCGACCGUUCUCUACUUUCGAAAUCUCGUAGUCACCCUCUCGAGGUCCGCGACAGAUGAGGAGCUGUUGUCUCAACUGUUCCACGCGGCACACAGCGCCGAAUACGAAAGCGAUUUUCUGCGCGCCACCCUGCGUGACGUUCUCAAGACUGUUUCGAUGCCCUGGACAGACUUUGUCGAGGAGUGGUUGGGCUUGAGACCCGAGGGUGGGAUUCCUAUCUCCAAGGACGGCCUUGGAAAGGGGUUCGUCAAGAUCGGGAGCCAGCUCUACGGUGACGGCCUCGAUUUGGAACAAGAAGAGACCGAAUUCUUUCUGGACGAAGAGAAGAUGCCAUCAUUCAUCCCCGACGACAUUGCUCGCCCGCUCUUCGAAGCCGGGAGGAACCUUCGGUUUAUCUGGUCACGUCACCCCGAGCACCCUCUGUCGCGGCCAUCAACCAUCACAGCAAGUAAGCCGCCGAGACUCGAGUGGCAAUUUGAGUGGGAUGACAUAACCCGCAUUGAGCAGCAAGCCCGUGCCUACGAGCAGGCCUUGUUAGAAUCCAUCCGCAAAGGCGGCCCUAGCAACGCUGAGACCACCGAGUCGAGGAAUUUACGGGACGAGACAAAAGCUCCUUGUAUCUCAAGCUUCGAAUUUAGCUUCUUUGGCAAGGCUGAAGAGCAGAUACAGGAAAGAAUUCUAGCAUCCAUCGCCGAGCUGGAUAAGCCCAUCCUGCAGCAAGCCACUGCCACGGACAACCUCAGCACGGUUUCCCUGGAACGAUUACUGGCAGAUGGCGAAGCACCGGGCGCUUCGAAUUUUCCCGGGCUCACACCUCACUGGUCGCUGCUCCCAGUACUCUCCUUUGGCCCUAUCAUAACAGCACAGGCCAGGCUCGUGAACAGGGAGUGCAUGCGACUUUUGUUUGACGUGCACCGGCUGGCGGAACACCUCAAGAUUCAGCUCGAGUUUCAGCUUCUCGGGAAUGGGCUGUUUUGUAGUCGGCUCUCGCACGCUCUCUUCGACCCCGACCUGCACACGGCCGAGCGAGAGGCCGGCAUGGCUCUAAGCGGCAGCGACAUGGGCCUCCGUCUUCUCGGAAGGGAGACGUGGCCCCCGGCGAGCUCCGAGCUUCGCCUGGCGCUCAUGGGUGUCCUUACCGAAACCUGGGAGCAGCGCCCAAAGGCAGACCAGGCUGCGCUGCCGAGAGAUGGCGACGGCAACGCAGAAUCCCUACCAGGAGACCUGAGCUUCGCCAUCCGCGAGCUCUCCGCCGAGGAGAUGGAGAAAUGCAUGGACCCCGACUCCCUGGAGGCCCUGGACUUCCUUCGGCUAUCCUAUAAGCCGCCCGCGCCUCUGGUGCCUGUGAUUACGCCCACGAUUCUCUCACGGUACGACCGCGUGUUUAGGCACUUCCUCCGAGUUCUCCGCCUGCUUUUCGUCACGGACCAGCUCUUCCGAAGCGCCCCUGCCAUCUCCGCCACCCGCAGCGAUGGGGCUGUGCAGCAGCGGUUCCGGUUCGAGGCCAGGCACUUCGUGUCUGGUAUCGCGGCCUACUUCUUCGGCUCAGGUAUUGCGCUGCCGUGGCGCCGCUUCGAAACGUGGCUGAAGGUCGUGCAGGCCGACGUAGGGGCGAACGGUGCCGUGCCCGGGACAGAAUCAGCCUCGGGGCCAGCGACCGGCGGGUGGGACGAUCACAGCCCGGAGCGGCUGCGGGCACGCCACGACGAGAUGCUCGACGAGAUCAUGCAGGCGCUGCUGCUCCGGAAGCGGCAGGAGCCUGUCCUCCGGCUGCUGGAGGAAAUCUUCUCGCUCAUCCUGCGUUUCGUCAAGGUGUCGGGGCGCGCUGCUCGGGGUCCCGGAGGCACGCCGGGCUCUGUCGACGUGGGCUCUCUAUACAAGGAGUUCCGGAGGAAGGUCGAGGUCUUUAUGACGGUGUGCAGGGGUCUGGCGGAGAAGGGCGGCGGUCAUGUGAAGGGAGCGACGUUGUCAGCGGCGACCUCAGGUGGUGCACCCCGUGACAACCCCAUUGAUAGGCUCUUGCUGUCCUUGGACAUGUUUGACUUUUAUUCCAGGGCUAGAUAGUAUAGUACAGUGAAGUUACGUUUGUUGCAGCUUCCGUCC